AUGACUACCCCCAAAUUCAAACGGCUCAAAACCCUAAACACCGCAGACGACGAUCGGCGUCACCCGAUCACCACCGUCACCUCCGCCACCUCCGCCUCUGCAAUUCUUUACUUACCCGACAACGUCAUUGAACGAAUCAUCUCUUUCCUUCCGAUGAAGCACGCCGUUCAGGCAACCGCAGCUUCGAAACACUGGGCGUCACUCUGGCCGUCGUUCCCCGUGAUCGAUUUCGACGAGGGCGACUCCUCCGUUUCCGACGACCCUGCCAAGUUCCAAAGAUUCCUCCGUUUCUUGGAGAAUUGCAUUCACCGCUGCCGGAAUCAGAGGAGCUUAGACAAGCUCAGGCUUCGAGUCCUACACGGUCUCGCCGGAGACGAUAGCGUCACCGUCACGGUCGACAAGUGCGUGACGUUUGCACUUGAGAGAUGUGUGAAGGACUUGGAGCUUUGUUUCGUCGAAAAAGCCGAAAAUGAGGUCAGCUUCUACCUGAUCCCCCAAGCAGUUUUCUCCUCACAUUUCUUGACUAGUUUGAAUCUGGAGAAAGUGAGAAUCAGUUUAAGUUCAAGAGAUAUAGUUAAUGAUGCUUUAACCCUACUGUCACUGAGAACCAUGUCCCUUAAAGAGGCUCGAGCAUUUGGUGUUAAAUCUGUGUGA
Messenger RNA from Argentina anserina (silverweed cinquefoil), 654 nucleotides. RefSeq names its product putative FBD-associated F-box protein At5g22720. Lineage: Eukaryota; Viridiplantae; Streptophyta; Magnoliopsida; Rosales; Rosaceae. The record is from RefSeq and is a predicted model, not a curated record. Gene Ontology annotation, molecular function: protein binding. Bases 1 to 654 code for a protein of 217 amino acids. The transcript has 2 exons.